Messenger RNA from Prunus armeniaca (apricot), 225 nucleotides. The record is from the annotation of a GenBank genome assembly. NCBI's taxonomy places the organism in Eukaryota, Viridiplantae, Streptophyta, Magnoliopsida, Rosales, Rosaceae.
AUGGGUAAGUAUGGAGUUGCUUUAAACACGGAGUUGCUAGGAACUCCUUCUCACAAGCAGAGGCAAUGUGAGGCUUGUCAUGCACAAGCAAGUCGACAUGGCCAUGGGAGGCUUGUCGUGCCUUGCCAUAUUCAAGACUUGCCCAAGAUGAAGAGGAGAGGCUUGUCGAAUAAGGUGCGCACAUCAUGCGCAAAGCAUGUGCAAAGCCUAAGCACAACCCUUUGA